This is a messenger RNA of Metopolophium dirhodum (rose-grain aphid), 1050 nucleotides long. RefSeq lists its product as uncharacterized. The coding region runs from base 145 to 933 and encodes 262 amino acids. The record is from RefSeq and is a predicted model, not a curated record. Gene Ontology annotation, molecular function: nucleic acid binding. The transcript has 2 exons. Lineage: Eukaryota; Metazoa; Arthropoda; Insecta; Hemiptera; Aphididae.
AAAAAUCUGCAAAAAUACGGAAGUUUUAUAAAACCAAAAAGUAGAGUUUCGACAGUCAUCAAUGUCGAUAAUUCAUUUUCGGUGUUGGCCAAAUUUAUUGAAAAUCCUCAUAUUUCUUUGAGAACUGUAGCAGAUGAAUUAAACAUGACAUAUUCUUCGGUUCAAAGAAUUGCCAAACAAAAUAAACACCAUGCAUACCUGGCUAAUCCUGUUCAGCAGCUCUUAGCAAGUGAUUAUGAAAGGCGGCUCAAUUUUAUUGCACAUUGCAUGGUAAAAUUAGAAGAGGAUCCUCAAUUUUUAACAAAUAUCCUUUGGACUGAUGAGGCGAAAUUUCACAAUAAUGGACAAGUAAAUCACCAUAACAAUCACUAUUGGAAUCAUUCAAAUCCCCACUGGAUAAAUGAGACCAAUAAGCAAGUUCGUUGGGGUGUGAAUGUCUGGUGUGGGAUUAUUGAUGAACAUUUAAUCGGUCCAUAUUUUUUCGAGGAAAAUCUUAAUGGCAAUAAGUAUCUUGGUUUUUUGAAAAAUGAUGUACCCAUACUAUUGGAAAAUAUUUCACUUCAACAGCGUUUGAAUUUGAUUUGGCAGCAAGAUGGUGCACCAGCACAUAAUACCUUGGCUAUACGUGCAUACCUCAAUGAGAUGUAUGGAGACAAUAACUGGUUUGGAACUCACAGCCCCAUUAUUCAAUGGCCACCUCGUUCCCCUGAUUUAAGUGUUCUUGACUUCUAUUUUUGGGGCCAUCUAAAAAAUGAAGUGUAUAAAGAAAAAUGCAAUAGUGUGGAGGAACUUAAACUAAGAAUUAAAGAUUGUUGUGACAAAAUUGAAAAAUCAAUAUUGAAAAAAACUACUUCCGCUGAAGUAUUGAAACGUUUAGAUUUUUGUUUAACUGAAGAUGGCAAGCAAUUUGAACAUAAGAUAAAAUAUAAAUAAUAUGUAUUCCUUAAUGUAUUCUUUAUUCAAAUUGUAUACAAAUACAUAACUGUACACAUACAAAUAUGUAUUAGAAUUAAUGUAUAAUAAUAUGUAUGUUACAUUUUUUCCAUUCUU